GCCUCUCGAGAUAUUGCCAUCCGCAGCCGGCAUGAAUCCAAAUGGGCCUGCACGCCCACACUGUCACUCACCUGGUGGAAACCCCCCUAUGUACGCAUACCAAUAUGAGUAUCUGAUACGGUCAAUGUCGGCUUUGAGAGCUCCAGGGCUGCUCGUGUUUCCUAGAAAUCCGAAUGCUCUGCCUGUAAACCUGUAUAAACAGCGGAGUCUAAUAGAUUUUGACUACUGGGCUGCCGUCAAUGAUACGCUGAGACAAAAAGGCGCGGUUCUUCCGUAUGACUUCGCAGUGAUCUGCUCAACUCCAGGGCACCAACGAUGCAAAUCGCUGAAGCAGAAGAAAGGCACCAAUAUCACAACCGUAGUGCUUAAGAAUCAGGCAAAAAUAGGUACUCACCCUUUAAGCUCCGAUACACCAAUGAAGAAUGCGAAACAGGUCAGUGCCGAGUCCAGAGUGGAGCAGUCAAAGAGUGUCGAGAUUUUCGGCGUAACCAGUCAUGAAGAGCCAUUGCAGACCUUGUUCGAGACGGAUCUGGAAACCGCUACAAACUGCACAGAAUAUGAGAAGGGCCAGAACGCGGCAUGUUUGAUGCCGGCAGAUAUGCCUGGGGAGAGAGUGUUGAACUGGGUGGAAAUAUUCGAUAAUCUGAGUAGCAUCACCUGGCAAACCGGUACCCAAGUUUGGGUUGGGUCAUUUGUCGUUGUCUGCAUGCGGUGUCUGCGGGGAACUUGUCAAGGCCGACAUCCGUACCCUCGGACGAUAGAAGUCACGACGCAUGGUAGUGAGGGCGCACCAAGCUCAGACAACCGGGUGCAUUGGAUGCAGUGGUCACACUCGGUUUCUAUUCACUCGGGAAUGUCGCAGCUGGAUCCCCUGAUCUGGAAUCUACCGACGUGUCGAUAG
Westerdykella ornata is the source of this 901-nucleotide messenger RNA. RefSeq lists its product as uncharacterized. Lineage: Eukaryota; Fungi; Ascomycota; Dothideomycetes; Pleosporales; Sporormiaceae. The transcript has 4 exons. Bases 32 to 901 code for a protein of 289 amino acids. The record is from RefSeq and is a predicted model, not a curated record.